GAGUUUACCUCCCUCCCUCCCUCCCUCCUUCCCGGCCUGGGCGUCGCGGUCUGGGACCCCUUCGUCCGCCCAGAGCAGGCUGCCAGUCCUCCUCGGCGGGGCCUGUGCCCCGCGCCGCUCCCGGGGCCUCCUGCCGAGCCCGAGGCUCACGCCGAGAGGGACGCGCAGUGACGAGCGGUUGGGGAGCUCACCCCUGAGCAUGAGCGCAGAAUGAAGCGGCGCUUGGAUGACCCAGAGUCACCGGUGUAUGCAGCCCAGCAGCGUCGGCUCCCUGGCGGCACCGAGGCCUUUCCGCACCAGCACCGAGUGCUUGCCCCUGCCCCUCCAGUGUAUGAGGCUGUGUCUGAGCCCAUGCAGUCGGCCACAGGCAUUCAGUACUCUGUGACUCCGAGCUACCAGGUUUCUGCUGUGCCACCAAGCUCUGGGAGCCAUGGGCCUGCCAUGGCAGCAGUUCACAGCAGCCACCAUCACCCGGCGGCGGUGCAGCCCCACGGAGGCCAAGUGGUACAAAGUCAUACUCACCCAACCCCACCAGUUGCACCAGUACAGGGGCAGCAGCAGUUCCAGAGACUCAAGGUAGAGGAUGCACUUUCCUACCUGGACCAGGUGAAGCUGCAGUUUGGCAGUCAGCCUCAAGUCUACAAUGAUUUCCUUGACAUCAUGAAGGAAUUUAAAUCUCAGAGCAUUGAUACUCCAGGAGUGAUCAGUCGUGUCUCCCAGCUCUUCAAAGGCCAUCCCGACCUGAUAAUGGGCUUCAAUACCUUCUUGCCCCCUGGCUACAAAAUUGAGGUGCAAACCAAUGACAUGGUGAAUGUGACAACUCCUGGCCAAGUUCAUCAGAUCCCCACACAUGGCAUACAGCCACAGCCACAGCCACCACCCCAGCAUCCUGCCCAGCCUUCAGCACAGUCUGCCCCAGCUCCUGCCCAGCCAGCUCCUCAGCCGCCACCUGCCAAAGUCAGCAAGCCUUCCCAACUGCAAGCACAUACUCCAGCCAGUCAGCAGACUCCCCCACUCCCACCAUAUGCAUCCCCACGCUCUCCACCGGUCCAGCCUCACACACCAGUGACAAUCUCGUUGGGAACGGCCCCAUCUUUGCAGAACAAUCAGCCUGUGGAAUUUAACCACGCCAUCAACUAUGUGAAUAAGAUCAAGAACAGAUUCCAGGGCCAGCCUGACAUCUACAAAGCCUUCCUGGAGAUUCUGCAUACUUAUCAGAAAGAGCAACGAAAUGCCAAGGAAGCUGGAGGCAGCUACACUCCAGCGCUCACAGAGCAGGAGGUGUAUGCACAGGUGGCUCGUCUAUUCAAAAACCAGGAAGACCUGCUGUCCGAGUUUGGACAGUUCCUCCCAGAUGCCAAUAGCUCCGUGCUUUUAAGCAAAACAACAGCUGAGAAGGUUGAUUCGGUGAGGAAUGACCAUGGAGGCACCGUCAAGAAGCCCCAGCUGAACAACAAGCCGCAGAGGCCAAGCCAGAACGGCUGCCAAAUCCGCAGGCACUCGGGCACAGGAGCCACGCCGCCAGUAAAGAAAAAGCCUAAACUGCUCAACCUAAAGGACUCUUCAAUGGCAGAUGCCAGCAAACAUGGUGUGGGGACGGAAUCCUUGUUUUUUGAUAAGGUUCGCAAGGCACUGCGCAGUGCUGAGGCUUACGAGAACUUCCUGCGCUGCCUGGUCAUCUUCAACCAGGAGGUGAUCUCCCGGGCGGAGCUCGUGCAGCUCGUCUCGCCUUUCCUGGGGAAGUUCCCUGAAUUGUUUAAUUGGUUUAAAAACUUUCUGGGCUAUAAGGAGUCUGUACAUCUGGAAACCUUCCCCAAGGAACGAGCCACCGAGGGCAUUGCCAUGGAGAUUGACUAUGCGUCUUGUAAGCGUCUGGGCUCCAGCUACCGAGCGCUGCCAAAGAGCUACCAGCAGCCCAAGUGUACGGGGCGGACACCACUCUGUAAAGAGGUUCUAAAUGAUACCUGGGUCUCCUUCCCGUCGUGGUCUGAGGAUUCCACCUUCGUCAGCUCCAAGAAGACACAGUACGAAGAACACAUUUACCGCUGUGAAGACGAGCGCUUUGAGCUUGAUGUAGUUUUGGAGACCAAUCUGGCAACAAUCCGUGUUCUGGAGGCAAUACAGAAAAAGCUUUCACGCUUGUCUGCUGAGGAGCAGGCCAAGUUCCGCUUGGAUAACACGCUUGGGGGCACGUCAGAAGUGAUCCACCGCAAAGCCCUGCAGAGGAUAUACGCGGACAAGGCAGCUGACAUUAUCGACGGCCUGCGCAAGAACCCCUCCAUUGCUGUGCCCAUCGUCCUCAAAAGGCUGAAGAUGAAAGAGGAAGAGUGGCGAGAAGCUCAAAGAGGCUUUAACAAGGUAUGGCGUGAGCAGAACGAGAAGUACUACCUGAAGUCUCUGGACCACCAGGGAAUCAACUUUAAGCAGAAUGACACAAAGGUGCUGAGGUCCAAGAGCUUGCUUAACGAGAUUGAGAGUAUCUACGACGAGCGGCAAGAGCAGGCUACGGAAGAGAACGCCAGCGCGCCUGUUGGCCCACACCUCUCCCUUGCCUACGAGGACAAGCAGAUACUGGAAGAUGCCGCUGCUCUCAUCAUCCACCAUGUGAAGAGGCAAACGGGCAUCCAGAAGGAGGACAAGUAUAAAAUCAAGCAAAUCAUGCACCAUUUUAUUCCCGAUCUGCUCUUUGCUCAGAGAGGUGAUUUGUCAGAUGUGGAGGAAGAGGAAGAGGAAGAAAUGGAUGUGGAUGAAGCGACUGGGGCAGCCAGGAAGCAUAAUGGUGUUGGCGGCAGUCCUCCCAAGUCCAAGUUGCUAUUCAGUAACACAGCAGCCCAGAAGCUGAGAGGGAUGGAUGACGUGUACAACCUCUUCUACGUCAACAACAACUGGUACAUCUUCAUGCGACUGCACCAGAUUCUCUGCCUGAGGCUGCUGCGGAUUUGCUCCCAAGCUGAACGGCAGAUUGAAGAGGAAACCCGAGAGAGAGAAUGGGAACGGGAGGUGCUGGGCAUCAAGCGAGAAAAGAGUGACAGCCCUGCCAUCCAGCUUCGUCUCAAAGAGCCCAUGGAUGUUGAUGUAGAGGAUUAUUAUCCGGCAUUCCUGGACAUGGUGCGGAGCCUGCUGGAUGGCAACAUAGACGCGUCACAGUAUGAAGACUCGCUGCGAGAGAUGUUCACCAUCCACGCCUACAUCGCCUUCACCAUGGACAAGCUGAUCCAGAGCAUUGUCCGGCAGCUGCAGCACAUCGUGAGUGAUGAGAUCUGUGUGCAGGUGACUGACCUCUACCUGGCGGAGAACAGCAAUGGGGCCACUGGCGGCCAGCUCAGCACGCAGACGUCGAGGAGCCUGCUGGAGUCCACGUACCAGCGCAAGGCUGAGCAGCUCAUGUCGGACGAGAACUGCUUCAAGCUCAUGUUCAUUCAGAGCCAAGGCCAGGUACAGCUGACCAUUGAGCUUCUGGACACUGAAGAGGAGAACUCCGAUGACCCUGUGGAGGCAGAGCGCUGGUCAGACUACGUGGAGCGAUACAUGAACUCUGACACUACCUCUCCAGAGCUUCGUGAGCAUCUGGCACAGAAACCUGUGUUUCUGCCCAGGAACCUGAGGCGGAUCCGGAAGUGUCAGCGUGGCCGUGAGCAGCAGGAAAAGGAAGGGAAGGAAGGAAAUAGCAAGAAGCCCAUGGAGAACGUGGACAGCCUGGACAAGCUGGAGUGCAGGUUCAAACUGAACUCAUAUAAGAUGGUGUAUGUCAUCAAGUCAGAGGACUACAUGUACCGGAGGACCGCCUUGCUCCGUGCCCACCAGUCUCAUGAGCGUGUAAGCAAACGACUACAUCAGAGGUUCCAGGCCUGGGUAGAUAAAUGGACCAAGGAACAUGUGCCCCGUGAAAUGGCAGCAGAAACCAGCAAGUGGCUCAUGGGUGAGGGGUUGGAGGGCCUGGUGCCCUGUACCACCACCUGUGACACGGAGACCCUGCACUUUGUGAGCAUUAACAAGUACCGAGUCAAGUAUGGCCCAGGGUUGAAAGCCCCGUGACCACAGAGCCCAAGCCCAGACUCGAGGAGUGUGGGGGCACACUUCACCCCUGAGGAAGCCGCAGGCUGCCUCUCAGGCUCCUGGGGCCUCUGGUCAAGGCCACCAUCCUGGCCAGCCGUUGGGUGCAGCCUGGCACCCCGCAGGCUCGCAUGAGGACAAGGAUGCCUGACAGCACUGCAGCUGGACCUUUGCCUGAGGCAGCGUGGGUAUCGGGAGCCCGACCGCCCAGAGGAAGGGAGGGAGGCCCAUGCCUGCAGAGGCUGGCGGCCUGCUCGCACACACCAGCAGAGCGGAGACUCCAGUUUCCUGUGGCCUGGCUGCAGCUGGGGACCAGGAGGCAUGUCGGCAGGACACGUUAGGCAGAGGCUCAAGGUUCCUGUGGGUCAGUGCUGGUGACCACUGCUCAUCUUCCCUCUACGGAAGGAGGAAAAGACUGGAUUUGAUUUUACUUUCUGAUCCCUCGAGUACACCCAAAGCCACGCGUUAGGCUUUGUCCAAGAGCCACAGUUUGGCUUUGGGGUGGAUCGUUUUGUGGGUCUGGUUCCUGGCAAGUUCUGUGUGGCCUCUCACCCCUCCUGGUUCUCCACGGCUCAGCUCCAUCAUCGUCCUCGGCCCCCGUGGACUGUUCGGUACCUGCUUCUCGACAGCCUGUCCAGUGCCAGCGCCGGCUUCACCUACACACGCACACACCACAAACACACACAUACACACACAUACACACAGUUUAAACCUGGAUUUUCGUUUUUUGUAAAUAAUGUACAUACUGUCAAUUUUUUAUUAAAAGAAAUAUGCUUUGAUGUGCUAGCAUAACUGCUCCAGCUCCUUGUGUACGAUAGUCCCGUGUGGCUUCAGAUUUAGUACCUAUGAACAGAUGUACAAGACCUUUAUUACACUUUUUACCAAAGGGAAUUCAUUGUAGUACUUUUGUGUAAAACUUGUCUCCCCCAUCCCCAAUUUUUUUUCUUUUCUUUUUUUUUCUUUUUGUAAAUAAAUAAAAGUGUGGUUCUUAA
Messenger RNA from Ochotona curzoniae (black-lipped pika), 5045 nucleotides. RefSeq names its product SIN3 transcription regulator family member A (gene SIN3A). The record is from RefSeq and is a predicted model, not a curated record. Lineage: Eukaryota; Metazoa; Chordata; Mammalia; Lagomorpha; Ochotonidae. Gene Ontology annotation, biological process: negative regulation of transcription by RNA polymerase II. Gene Ontology annotation, cellular component: chromatin. Gene Ontology annotation, molecular function: transcription corepressor activity. Bases 211 to 4035 code for a protein of 1274 amino acids. The transcript has 21 exons.